Messenger RNA from Dreissena polymorpha, 1485 nucleotides. RefSeq lists its product as uncharacterized. The record is from RefSeq and is a predicted model, not a curated record. Bases 114 to 755 code for a protein of 213 amino acids. Lineage: Eukaryota; Metazoa; Mollusca; Bivalvia; Myida; Dreissenidae. The transcript has 3 exons.
ACUACUACAAAACGACAGAGGCUCCGAAGAACUACACCACGGCUAUCAUUGCGAGCGUCCUUGGCGCAGUGGCCUUGCUCGGUCUUGUGACCCUAAUUGGUAUCUGUAUUUACAUGAAGAAAUGCCGGAAGGUGCCGGAGAAGGAGCCUAUACCAUCGCCUAUCCCCGAGCCGGAUCUUAUUAUCGAGGCCAUGCCGCACAAGCUGUCAGGAUACUCGGUGUCACCUUCAGAGGUAGGACCCAUGGGGACCAUUUUCGAGGGACAGACCGACAGGUUGGACUAUGAAACAAUAACAGAGGAAAGAGGUCAUGACUUUAGAUUCACAGUUCAGCGAUCAGUUACCCACUUUCCAUUUUCCAUUGACACCAGCUACAAAGGAGGUCGUAAGAAAUCGUUGUUUGACAAAGUUGGCUCAAUAUCUAGUUUCGCUAGUAUGACAAUUCCUGUACGGAGCCCGACGUCUGACGAUUUAAUCCCCAGCGUGUUUGAAUCCAAAAAGGUAGUGAAUAGCGGAAUUGGAACCAACGACGGUAUCGUGAACAAUUCUGAUCAAGGUCGGGACUCGAAUCUGAACAGCCACCCGAAUCCAGGCACAAGCACCCCUGUCAGAAUCGCCGUUUCUGAAGUACAGGCUGACGGCAAAAAUGGAAGCCGUCUUAAACCAAUUGAAAACGCCUUCCUGCCCAGUCGGCCAUGUACUAACAGCGAAUUGGAGUUAGAGAAAUUCAAGCCUAGCAAAAAACGCUUGGAAUAGCUACGUACAUGGCUGAAGGAAACAUAGCAGACGAUAAAAAGGUUUCCGAUCAGAAGCAAAACUCAAAUAUGUUGAUAAAUGUUGGCCAUAUCCAAUCAGUAUUGUCGGCAAAUGGAAGCACUAGAAAUAACACCGAUUCUUACGAAACAAAUCAGCAAGAUCUUAGUCGCAAUGGACUUCAUGGUCUUCAGCAGAGCACCAUGGUUCUUCAGUCACCCAAUUCAGUCGUGCCAUCUAUCAUCAACGAUAUUACACUAGCGUGAGAUUCUUUUGACCAAAUAUUAUGAUAAUAUGGUAUCAAAUUUUCAUUUUCAACCCUUAAAAAGACGAUAUAAGACAUAAAUCACUUUUCGAAUUUUCCAUAUUGAUAUAUUUGUUAAUUGGAUAACAUAGUAUAUUGUGAUAAGAAUGAACAUGAGUUUAUUAUAGACGAAUACAGUAAUGAUUCAUUAUAUUUUGAAAUGUCUUGAUUAAUGGCCGAACGAGUUCACAAAGCGUUUCAGCUCAUACUUGAAAUAUAUAGUUCGUAUAUUCGUAUGACUUGUAUUUAUGGUACGCUUACAUCAAAAGAGGAGGUAAUACGUUGUACAGUUAUCAAAAUGUUUUGUUGCUAUAAACAAGUAUUUUAUGUAUAUUUUAUAUUAUUUUAUUGUUAUUAUUUUUCCAUGGUAUAUACCGUCUCAGUUCAUAAAGUGAUUCACUCUAUAUCUGCUAUAUACUUUCUGUUUCC